UCCAUGGCAUCCUGUGAAGAUUUAUCCACUACUGUCUCGUUCCUUCUUAAAGCUGCAGCGCUGCACGCUGCGCAACACUCUGCUGACGUGCGACCGCGUUGGAAGGGGUAUCGCUUCCGAGCUUCUUAAAACGUGUAGGCCAGACGCUACAAACUGCGUUUGUCUUGCUGGCACAGGGCAAGGUCUGUACUUAACGCACAGUCGUCAACUAGCAACGCAUCGGCGACUCGUUCCAAUAAGAACGACUUAACUCAUAGUACUAGGAAGAGGCGCUGCAGUAUGUUCCUACGCGCUUCUCAUAAGCAUGGAAGCGCGCUCUUAGCCCAGGUUGCCAGCGUUCUACAAUCGUCCAGGGCACAUGCUGGCCUACCCAGCUUCCUCGACUCGAGGCAAAGCACGCUCGACAAUCCCAGCAGCAGCAACCUAAUACAAUUACGUAGCACACACUCAACACGGACUGAGUCCGAGGCAGCGGCUCGGUCAACCGUCGAUGCCUUCAUGGAAGUUCCAGGGGGCCGCUUACCUUAUACCUCCCAGCUUAAGUUCGUCGGCGGGCCUGACGACCCCACGCCCACAAUCCCCUGCUACCGCACCAUUGACUCGACCGGGCAGGAUGUUCCGGGAGCAGAAGUGCCGUAUCCAUUUGACCAGGACCUGGCUCUGCGCAUCUACACAUCCAUGGCUCGUCUGCAAACCAUGGACACCCUCUUCUAUGAGGCACAGAGACAGGGCCGCUUCUCCUUCUACCUUACCUGCCAGGGCGAGGAGGCCACCAACAUCGGGUCUGCAGCAGGGCUGGACGACCAAGACAUGGUGUUUGCGCAGUACCGCGAGCAGGGUGUGCUGUUGUGGCGGGGAUACAGCCUGGAGCAGUUCGCCAACCAGCUGCUGGGCAACGCACUGGAGCCGGGCAAGGGGCGCCAGAUGCCGAUCCAUUACGGCUCCCCGCAGCUCGCCUACCAGACCAUCUCCUCGCCGCUGGCCACCCAGAUGCCGCAUGCGGUGGGGGCGGCGUACGCGUACAAGAUGGACCGCGUCCCACGGGUCACUGUCACCUACUUCGGCGAGGGGGCCGCCUCCGAGGGCGACGCGCACGCCGCCUUCAACUUCGCCGCCGUGCUGGGUGCCCCCGCCAUCUUCAUCUGCCGCAACAACGGUUACGCCAUCUCCACCCCCGCACACGAGCAGUACAAGGGCGACGGUAUCGCGGGUCGCGGCCCCAUGUACGGCAUCCCCUCCCUGCGGGUGGACGGCGGGGACGUGCGGGCGGUGUACAACGCAGUAGUGGCGGCUCGGCAGCGGGCACUGGGGCUGGGAGGGGGAGGGGGAGGUGGGGGAGGUGGUGGGGGAGGGGCAGGCGAGGGAAACAGCAGUAGUGGAGGCAGCAGCAGUAGUGGUGAGGGUCUGCUGCUGGGAGGUGGUGGUGGUCCGGGUCCGGUGCUGAUCGAGUGCAUGAGCUACCGAUCGGGGCACCACUCCACCAGCGAUGACUCCACGCGCUACCGUACGGGUGAGGAGAUGCGCAGCUGGCGCGCUCGCGACCCCGUCAGUCGCUUCCGGCAGUGGCUGGUGCGGCGGGGCUGGUGGGAGGAGGCGCGGGAGGCGGCGAUCAGGCGGGCGGUGAGGCGGGAGGUGCUGGAGGCACUAGACGCCGCCGCCCGCGUCCCCAAGCCGCCCCUCUCCGACAUGUUCACUGACGUGUACGACAAGAUGCCGCCCCACCUUGCCGUACAGCGGGAGGAGGCGCUGGCGUUCGUACGGCGCAACCCCAGUGUGUGCCCGCCGGACGUGCCGGUGCGAUAAGAGGUGGUGGUGGUAGGGGCUGCUGGUAGCACUGUAAACUGUAAGAGGUGGAAGGGUCAUAGCAUACGAGGUAUAUGUGAGGUUGGUUUGAGGUGGCUGGGGCUGGAUGUGUAUGGCUGUGUAUUAUAAGACGCUUUGGACCUCCUGGGAAUUUUGGCUCCUCCCUCUUUCGUACCACAGCUGGUUUGGAGUGGACCAGAAGCUGUUGCUAUCCCGUAUUUCGAUUGUUAUCGCAGUAAUCUGUAUCAGUAUUCGAAUCUGUACUCGUACAAGUAUUCGUUGUUGUAUUGAGUUGUUGUUGCGUUGCUACUGCAGAACAGGCUCUCAGCCCUGUUGUACCAUUAUCCAUGCAUGAACCCUGCAUGAACUACCGGUACCAAUGAAUGCGCCCUAGCAAAGUGGCCCCACGCCCAACUUCGUUUGCAGGUGUCUCUCGCAUCAUAGGUAGCUAAGGCUUACAUGUCUCUAUGCGUCCUAAACAAAUUGCAAUUGUACGAAUGGUACGAAGGGAGCGUUCGGCAAAUGUACCGGUUGUUGUUGUUGUACGGUAUGGAUUAUUGUUGUACAGUGUAUUUGUACGGGUUCAGUGGUCUUGACGGGUGCACGGAUUGCGCUGCGGACGCUUACAGCAGGCGUUAUUAAGAGCGCCGGGGCGGUGGGGCCUAUGCGUGGUAACGGCCAGGCGAAUGCACAAAACUUUUAGC
Messenger RNA from Astrephomene gubernaculifera, 2507 nucleotides. The record is from the annotation of a GenBank genome assembly. Lineage: Eukaryota; Viridiplantae; Chlorophyta; Chlorophyceae; Chlamydomonadales; Astrephomenaceae.